Messenger RNA from Anoplopoma fimbria (sablefish), 416 nucleotides. It is a transcript of the gene cfap144, whose product is annotated as cilia and flagella associated protein 144. The coding region runs from base 1 to 381 and encodes 126 amino acids. The transcript has 4 exons. Lineage: Eukaryota; Metazoa; Chordata; Actinopteri; Perciformes; Anoplopomatidae. Gene Ontology annotation, cellular component: ciliary base. The record is from RefSeq and is a predicted model, not a curated record.
AUGUCAGGAAAGCAGAAGCUGGGUGUGGUCCAUCAGAAUGCAAUUCACGUUGAGACGGUCCGGAAAGAGCAAAGACACCAGAAGCUCCACACGGAGUUCAGCAUCAACCCACACCGGAAACUCCAUGUCAUACCAGACAAACCCAUGUCUAGAAAACCAAAAGAAGUGAUUGCAGAGAACUCUGGCUUCAUCGAGGCCCUCCACAAGGCCCACCUGGAACCCACCAAGAAGUAUUCAAUGCCACAGACUGAGAGUCAAGAGAUAGGAUGGAUGUCAACGCCGCUGAUCCCAUCAAACCGCAUUGACAGAAGAUUCAAUUUCUACAGAUUCGGCACAGACAUCACCAAACAUAAAGAAGCCGCCCUGCUUGCAUCAAAUUAGAGCAAGACAGAAUGUAAAUAAAGUCAAACUCCAAA